Molecule: messenger RNA, 4137 nt
Organism: Miscanthus lutarioriparius
Lineage: Eukaryota; Viridiplantae; Streptophyta; Magnoliopsida; Poales; Poaceae
Source: the annotation of a GenBank genome assembly
AUGAAUUUCCUCUACCGAACUACGCAGCCUGCAGCACCUGAGCUUCCAAGAAUUUCAGAGCAAGAUCAGCACAGGGAUGCCUUACAAAAGCUGACUACGACACUGGAGGGUCUCAUCGCGGACGAUUCAUACCAGCCCUCCUCCACCCACAGCGAAGAUGGUGCUGCUAAUAAUGGGUCUAGGGAUAUCAGUGGGGAUCCUUCAUCUCUAGAUUCGAAAAGCCUAUUCCCACUGGGGACACAUGCCGAUGUCGCGGAGGAUGAAGGAUGGAUAACAAUUCCAUGCAGUUCGCCAAGUGAUCACUCCUUAGUCCUUAUCUCCAUCCUUGAUCUGCAUUGCAUAAAGGCACUUCCUGAAAGUUUGAAUGACAUAUCAGAAAUGGUUCAGUUGCAGACUCUGGACCGUUCCUUCCUUUUCCCUGGCGAGCAGGUUCAUAUACUGGUGUGCCUGUCAGCUUCUAAGCAAGAUGUACAGGUUAUAUCCCCCUUUAGAAUUGCUGCAGUGAUGUCAAAGAAUGGAAAUUCUUUGCAAAACUCUACAAAUAAACCUAGCCCUGUCAGUGCAAAUGGUCAUGAUAAUGGAGCAGCUGGAGAAAGUGGCUAUCAGGAUGUUGAACUCAAUGGUGAAGCUUCUCCUUCAGAACAUGAUAUUUUGGAGACUCGAUCUCUCCUUCAGAUGGAGUACCAUAAGCAGCAGAUCGAACAUGUGUUGCGAAGAUUUAGGGAAUCCAAUUUUUUUGUCCGGAUUGCGGAGUCAGAUGAGCCUCUCUGGUCCAAGAAAAGAGUAACUUCAGCUACGACGGCUGAUGAACGAUCAGAUAACCAGGGAAAUAGUAAGAGCUCAAAGAGUAAUGUUUACAAUACCAUUUCUGAUAAAGGGAUUUUUGAUGGUAGCACAUCUGGGGGAGUCGCUCGAGAUGUUGUCAAGUGUUAUUCUCUGCAGAACGGAGACAUAGUGGUUGUUUUGCAAGUGAAUGUUGGCGUUAACAAAUUGGAAGAUCCUGUGCUUGAAGUCCUUCAGUUUGAGAAAAGUAUAUCGAACAAUUGUAUGCCUCAGAAUCUUGUGGAUGGACUUUCUGACAGUAAUAAUGACCCAUGUCAGGAGCUGCUUAGUUGGUUGCUCCCUUUAGAUCGCACAUUACCGCCUCGUUCUUUGGCACCCCCUACUCUCAAUCCAAGUGUAUCACACAAGCAAUCUUAUUCUGCUUCUGGUUCUCAAAUAUUCAACUUCAGAAGUUACUCCAUGCCUUCAGCCUCUUCUGUUCAGACACCGAAUAAUAUAAGACCACCACCAAUAUCUGAAAGUCAAGAAUUUAUGCCUGAAAAACCUGCAAAAACCCCAGACAUUAUAAAUGAUGGGCAGCUUUCGUUUAGAGGAGUUCCUUUAGAACCUGAACGGUAUUCUGUACGUUGUGGUUUAGAAGGCGUGUAUCUACCAGGGAAAAGAUGGAGGAGAAAAGUUGAAAUCAUUCAACCCAUUGAGGUUCAUUCUUUUGCUGCAAAAUGUACUGUGGAGAAUCUUCUCUGCGUCACAGUAAAGAAUAUUGCUCCUACUCAUGCGAAAGAUAUAGUUGUAUUCAUUGACGCAAUUACUAUUGUAUUUGAGGAGGCAUCCAAAGGAGGUGCUCCUUUGUCAUUACCAAUUGCUAGUAUUGAGGUUGGACAUGGUCACAGCUUACCAAAUCUAGCACUCAGGAGGGGCGAGGAGCACUCUUUUAUUCUCAAGCCAGCAACUAUGUCCUCAAGGGAACGGAAGACCAGUGGUUAUGCACCUCCGGCCUUGUCACUCCCAACGAUGACCGGUGCUACUUUAAAUACUCAUACACCAAAGGUUGGUGAGCCAUAUGCUGAUCUAAGCGACCAAUAUGCUGUACUGGUAUCUUAUCGCUGCAAUUACACAGAAUCUAAACUUUUUUUCAAGCAAGCAACAAGCUGGCGACCCUCUGCAGCCAGCGAUCUUAUGAUCUCUGUAUCAUGCGAACUGUCUUUACGAAAUCCUAGUCUUGGUGCUCGAGUUCCUCAACUCCCCGUGCAGAUACUAACACUCGAAGCUACUAAUAUGACAUCCGAAAACCUUACAUUAAAUGUCCUUGCUCCUGAAGCAUCUGGUUCUUCUUCAGUUGUAUCCUUAAUCUCAGCCCCAACCACCCCAAAUGGUUCUUUUGAUGGUGUUAAUGAGUCAGCAAAAAGAUCUGGGCUGGGAAAACAUGGAAUUGGCUUUGGAAGAUUGAAUUCUGUCCUAGCUACAUCUCCAAAAGAAGGUGAUAAUGGAGGAAAUAGAAUGAGUAAUGCUUCAGGCUGUACUCAUCUGUGGUUGCAAAGUGCAGUGCCCCUAGGGUGUGUUCCUCCCCGUUCAAGCACCACUGUCAAACUUGAGCUGCUUCCAUUAACAGAUGGAAUUAUCACACUUGAUACGCUGCAAAUAACCGCAAGGGAGAAAGGCCUUGCUUACAUACCGGAGCACUCCUUGGAGAUACAUGCCACAUCUGGCAUGUCAUCAGGAAGGAGCAGUUCAUUAGCAACACCAAUGCACCACGGUAGCAACGCGGUGCCGUCGCCACCUAGCGCCCGUCUGCACGCCGGCGCACUCCUGGCCGGCCUCGCCCUCCGCGCGACGACCCCGGCGGCGGCGAGGCAGCUCCAAGCGCAGCUCCUCGUCCGGGGCCUCCCUCUCCCCGCCCGCGCCGCCGUCGCCCUCAUAGCCUCGUCCCAUUCUCCGCGCCACGCCCGCGCCGUCUUCGACAGCGCCGUCCCCGCCGCCUCCGAGAACGUCUACCUCUGGACCGCCACCAUCGCCGCUUACGCCAGGCACGCCUCGUCCUCGCCGUCGGCGGCUGAGCAGGCGCUCGCGCUGUUCCGGCUCAUGCUCCGGCGCGGCGUCCCUCGCCCGAACGCCUUCACGGCGAGCUCCGUGGUCAGGUGCUGCUCGGCGCUGCGGGCCGUUCGAGUGGGGAUCCAGGUGCACGGGUUCUUGGUCAAUGCCGGACUCGGACGCGCUGCGCACGUGGCCGCCGCGUUGGUUGACAUGUACGGCAACCUUGGCCGGGUAGCGGAUGCGAGGAGGGUGUUCGACGAAAUGCCUACCGCAAGCGUGGUGCUGGGGAAUACCAUGGUGGCGUGCUACGUCAGGGCAGGGGAUGUGGAGGCUGGGCGGGUUGUGUUUGACAGGAUGGUGGAAAGGGACCCAAUCUCUUGGAACACGCUGAUGAUGGGGUACUUGCGGCAGGGGGAAGCAGGAGGGGCCCUGGCUGAUGCGCUUGCAGUGUUCAAUGGGAUGCGCCUCGCAAGGUUCCAACCUGAUCCCGCGACGAUGGCUGUGCUGAUGUCCGCCUGUGCACAGCUUGGUUCUCUGUCAGUUGCAAGUCAGGUGCAUGGGAUUUUGAGGAAAGGCUGUGUCGAAAUGAACUUCCAUGUUCUGAAUUCGUUGAUCGACAUGUAUGCUAAAUGUGGUAGCGUCAGCCAAGCUCAUUUGUUGUUUGUUGAGACAUGUCUAAAGGACACAGUGUCUUACAAUGUGAUGAUCUGUGCUUUUGCACACCAUGGACAUGGCAGGGAUGCACUUCUGAUCUUUAAUGAGAUGGCUAAGGAAGGGUUGCAGCCAGAUGCGGUCACUUUUCUUGGCGUUUUGUCAGCUUGUGCUCAUGCUGGACUAGUUCAUGAUGGAAAGUUCUACUUUGAAUCUAUGAGAACAAAUUAUGCAAUUGAGCAAUCCCCGGAUCACUAUGCGUGCAUGGUGGAUCUCUAUGGCCGAGCUGGACUCAUUGAGGAAGCAUACCAAUUAGCACGGUCAAUGCCAAUGAAACCGCAUGCAGGUGUCUGGGGAGCCUUGAUCAAUGCCUGCAGGAAGCAUUGCAAUGUUAAAGUUGGUAAGGUUGCGGCGAGAGAACUCAUUGCUAUUGAACCUGGGAAUCCUGGAACCUAUGUACUCCUUGCCAACACAUUGGCUUGUGGUCAGCAAUGGGAUUUUGUCGAGACUGUGUGGCAAUCAAUGAGAGGAAAGGGAAUUGAGAAAAUGGCAGGGUGCAGUUGGCUUGAAGUGGAAAAUGUUGUUCAUGAGUUCUUGAUGGGGGAGUCCAGCCACCCUAAUUCCGAUGAGAUUUACAGUAUCCUUGAGCAUCUAUAUCUGCAACUGACUUAA